GUCGCAGCGUUUCCGCCCGGCUCGCGCCCUCGCCGCUUCCCUUCCUGUCUGCCGGAGCCCGCGCCGCGCCCAGCAUCCGAGGGGAAGCAGCCGUCUGCCGCCGCACCGAGCUCCGCCGCCUGCCGCGUACUGCCGACACCAUGGCAUCUGGAGUACAAGUGGCCGAUGAGGUGUGCCGUAUCUUCUACGACAUGAAAGUGCGGAAGUGCUCCACGCCUGAGGAAAUCAAGAAGAGGAAGAAGGCUGUCAUCUUCUGCCUCAGUCCAGACAAAAAGUGCAUUAUUGUGGAAGAAGGCAAAGAGAUUCUGGUGGGAGACGUCGGGGUGACAGUUACCGACCCUUUCAAGCACUUUGUGCAGAUGCUUCCGGAGAAGGAUUGCCGCUAUGCCUUGUAUGAUGCAAGCUUCGAGACCAAGGAGUCCAAAAAAGAAGAGCUGAUGUUUUUCUUGUGGGCACCAGAACAAGCACCUCUCAAAAGUAAGAUGAUCUACGCAAGCUCCAAGGAUGCAAUCAAAAAGAAGUUUCAAGGCAUAAAGCAUGAAUGCCAAGCAAAUGGGCCAGAGGACCUCAACCGAGCUUGCAUUGCCGAGAAGCUAGGAGGCUCCCUAGUCGUAGCUUUUGAAGGAAGUCCCGUGUAGAUGUCAUACAGUGCCACAACUCUACAAGCAUUCCAUGUUUUAAUAUAUCAGUCAUGUACAACAACCAUUCUAGGCAAGGGUUUCACUAACUGUAGGGAAGCUGUCUUGUAGAAUAAAAAACAAAACAAAAGUAGAUUUUUGGAGAUGUAGCUCGUUCUGUACAAAUGACCCUAAAUAAACCGAAUCGAAGGAGUUUUCUUGGUGUAUGAAUAUUUGCAUUGGUUCUCCAGCCCAAUCUUGUCCCCCUCCCCUCCUUGGCUUAACAUCAGAGCUCUUCCAUUCGAUCCAAUGCAGCAGUGUUAUCGUGGGCUGAAAGGCUGGGGGGGGGGGAAGGUACCAACAACCUCCUUCCUGGCUUUUUUUGUUCUCCUUAGUCUAAAGUGUAAGACAAAUCAGUCUCUUGGAGGCUCCUGGCCUCAAACUGCCAAACUCCUGAAAACUUUUCCUCUUGUAACUCUUUGAAAUCCAAAAGACUUCCUCUUGUAACUGUUUGAAGUCCAAAAGACUUCCCAAACCUUGUAGUUAAAAGCUAGGCUUAAAGCAACCUGUUGUUGGCACCAAAACUUUUAGGUUAAGAUUCUUAGUGCUUGCAGUUGGCAGCAGUUGGCAGUACUAACAAAGGCUAAUUCUGAGGUUAGAGGUAAAAUAGACAACACUUCCUUCUGGAGGGACAGUCCUAAAUCCACUCUUCUGUUGGAAACUUCACACAGUGCAGUAAUAAUAAUUAAAGGUUCACUUGUUCUGUAGGCUCCAUUUUUAUCCUUCUGAGUCUUUUUUUUUUCCCCCCUCCUUAUGAAGUGUCUUGAGGUCUCUUCCCAGCCUGAGUGAUUCUAUACAAAACUGCUUUUCUGUUGACCUUUAAGUUGCACUUAGAAGUUCCUUAGUUCCUUUCCUACCUACACUUAACUAGCAGCUGGGAUGCUUCUGAAGCUUUUACAAAGGCAGAUGCUUGUGUCAGAACUCUCCUGGUUAGGGGCUAGCACAGCAAGAAGUCAACCACCCCUCCCAAAGUGGUGUUCUCAGCCCCCCCACUCCCCCAGUCUAUGGUCACUUGGUCCAUUUGUCCAUCCUUGCUAUUGGUUUGAUUUGAGUCCAACCAAGCAGCCUGACUAAUCUGCCUUGAGCUGGGCUUUUUUUGGUUUAACUUCUCUUUUGCUUUUGGUCUGUUGGCUUCUUUAAUCCUGUAGAAAUGCAUGGAAAAAUAAUUCACCUACUAGAGAAUUUGACCUGAAAUGCCUUUUGUAUGGGAUGGGGAGUGUGUGUGUUUG
Molecule: messenger RNA, 1906 nt
Organism: Dryobates pubescens (Downy woodpecker)
Lineage: Eukaryota; Metazoa; Chordata; Aves; Piciformes; Picidae
Gene: DSTN
Product: destrin, actin depolymerizing factor
Exons: 4
Coding region: 141-638 (165 amino acids)
Biological process (GO): actin filament fragmentation; cell motility; actin filament severing
Cellular component (GO): actin cytoskeleton; cytoplasm; actin cortical patch
Molecular function (GO): actin filament binding
Source: RefSeq, a predicted model, not a curated record